CGUAAAAAUAAACAGAAUCCAGACAUUAAAUGUAUUGAACACGUGAAAUUUCAAAUUGUAGCACAUUCAAUUCCCGACGAUGCCGGCAACGAUGGAGACCCUAUCAGAGACACCACGUAUAUACCUCGAAGAGUAUAAGAUCAAGCAGGAUGCCAACGAUUAUGGCUUGGCAGAUGAAUUUUGGGACUUUGAAAAGUUCAAAUCACAACUACAAAUCGUUAUCGUUCGCUACGAAGAAAGGGAGCUCGAAUUUGAUAUGAUUGGGGUAAGUCCGGCGAUUGCUAACGCCUUCCGCAGGCUAAUGUUGAGCGAAGUGCCCAGUAUGGCAAUUGAGAAGGUGCACAUUUACAACAACACCUCCAUCAUUCAAGAUGAGGUCCUCGCCCACAGACUAGGGUUGAUUCCGUUGAAAGCCGAUCCGAGGUUGUUUGAGUACAAAGGAAACGAGAAUGAUCCGGCCAAUGCGUUGGAUACGCUAGAGUUUGAGUUGAAGGUCAAGUGUACGAAGAAAAACAAGGAUUCUACCGACGUUUCGAACAACGAGAUUAUGUACAAAAAUCACAGUGUCUACUCUCAUCAGAUCAGAUGGAUUCCCGUAGGGAAUCAAGCAUCGAUUUAUAAGGAAGAGGAUGUUGGCCCAAUAGACGAUGACAUUCUGAUCAGUAAAAUGCGUCCGGGUCAUGAAUUCGACAUUAAGCUUUUUGCGGUCAAAGGAGUUGGGAAGGAUCACGCGAAAUUUUCUCCCGUUGCCACCGCUUCGUACCGUUUGUUGCCGGAAAUUCGUCUUAAUCGACCAGUAGUGGGAAGCGAUGCGUUUUUGUUGCAGAAAUGCUUUUCACCCGGAGUGAUUAGCAUCGACAAAGGCGACCAGGCGUACGUGAAGGAUGCUCGUUAUGACAGCUGUAGUCGGAAUGUGUAUCGUUAUCCUCAACUGGCGGAUGCGGUCACCAUGAGUAGGGUGCGAAAUCAUUUUAUUUUUACCGUAGAAUCUCUUGGCGCAUUGAAACCCGAUGUUAUAUUUGUUGAAGCGGCGAAAGUUCUGAAAAAGAAGUGCAGGAUGUUUUUGGAUGAAAUAAAAGGAAACUAA
Molecule: messenger RNA, 1087 nt
Organism: Toxorhynchites rutilus septentrionalis
Lineage: Eukaryota; Metazoa; Arthropoda; Insecta; Diptera; Culicidae
Gene: Polr1C
Product: DNA-directed RNA polymerases I and III subunit RPAC1
Exons: 1
Coding region: 80-1087 (335 amino acids)
Biological process (GO): DNA-templated transcription
Cellular component (GO): RNA polymerase III complex; RNA polymerase I complex
Molecular function (GO): protein dimerization activity; DNA binding
Source: RefSeq, a predicted model, not a curated record